UCCCGGGGUAACCGGUUGCCAGCCAGAAAUUAACCCUCACCAAGUGAGGGACCCACCACCAGGGCACCAGUGGAGGGCAGACACACGCCGCAACAGAGCCUAGAAACGAGGGGAAUAAAGGGUGAGCUCUCCAUAGAGAUAACAAACAGCCCCCUCCCAGAAAUCGAACCUGAGUCUCCGCUGGGGAACAUGCUGCGUCCUUCCACCAGGCCACCAACCCUGGUGAUAAAUUACACCAUCAUAAGAAUAUAAUUUUUCCCACUGUUGCACGUAAUUGCAAUUUCCCCAAAGUUACAAACAACAUGAGUGCAAAGUGGGUCAUUGCCAGCCACUGAGAUGAGACGCCAUUAUUGACUUCUUUCAUUGCUUUCACUUUAGUUAAAGGUGCCGAAAAAUCAUUUGUCCAUUUGAAUAAUUAAACCAGUUAUUUAUGCAUUGCCUGGUUUGUAUUGAGUUUACAACCUUUACCUACCAAACUUGUUCCUUCAGCCUGUUUUUCCAUCCCUGUAUUUCUUCCUUUCUUACCUUUGCAGAGGUUGUUCAACAUUGUUUUUGAUCUCUGUAUUGCUCGGUUUCAUUACCUUUGCUUCUUUCAGAACAAACACCAUGGAUGUAUUUGGGAUCUUUAUCUCUCCAUUCAUACAAGCUAUGGUUGAUAAAUUGUCCUCUUAUUUUAACAACUUAGUGAGCACAGCGGACGUCGGCGCUGGCAUCCAGAAUCUAAAGAAGGCAUUAGAGGAAUUAGAGACUCUGUUGGCUGAUGCAGAGAACAAGCAAGUGUACGACAAGGAUAUCAAAAAGUGGCUUGAAGAGGUUUACCAUUUGGCUUACGAUGCAGAUGACUUAUUGGAUGAUUUUGCUGCUGAAGCUCUCGAAAGGAAGCUAAUGGAGGAGGAGACGACGAUGGGAAGAAGAUCAGCUAAGUUUCCACGCCUCUUUUCUAUUGUUCCAUUCAAUUUAAAAAAUGGGUCUAAGCUAAAUGAGAUUACUAGUCAAUUACAAGAAGUUGCUACAAAAGGAAAAGAUCUUGGUUUGGAUAGAAGACUUGUUGGACGGAUGUCUACAGAUUUACGGCAGAGAUCACAAACUACAUGUUUGAAGGAGCCUCACAUUCAUGGCAGAGAUGAAGACAUCAAGCAAAUUAUCGAAUUGCUACUUGGGGAUGCACCUGCUGGAAAAUUUUUUGAUGUAAUUCCUAUUGUAGGAAUGGGUGGGAUCGGCAAGACUACACUAGCUCAGCACAUUUACAAUGACAACCGACUGGAAAAUCAUUUCAAUCUAAAAGCAUGGGUAUGUGUAUCUGAUGACUUUGAAGUUAUGAGAAUAACAAAGGCAAUUCUCGAGUCGUUCACUCACGGUUCAUGUAAUUUAAGUAACUUAAAUGAGGUUCAAGUUCAACUUAGCAAAACUUUGGCAGGGAAAAAGUUUUUGCUUGUCCUAGAUGAUGUGUGGGACUAUGGACGUGAUGGGUGGAAUUUGUUGCGAUCCCCAUUUGGAGCUGGAGCACCUGGAAGUAAAAUCAUUGUGACAACGCGAGACAGAGGUGUUGCAAAUCAGAUGGGAAUGGAUAAAUAUCACAAUUUGCACAACUUAUCAGAUGACGAUUGUUGGUUAAUCUUUGCCCAACAUGCAUUUGAGAACAGAAAUAUCAUGGAAUGCCCAGAAUUGGUAUCAAUUGGUAAGAAAAUUGUUGAGAAUAGGUGCAGAGGCUUACCCUUGGCAGCAAGGGCCCUUGGCAGCUUAUUAUGCUGUAAACAAGAAGAACACGAAUGGAGAGAGAUACUAGACUGUAAAAUAUGGAACGAGGAAAGUGGCAUUCUCACAGCACUGAAAUUGAGCUACCUUCAUCUCCCUAUCCAUUUGAAGAGGUGCUUUUCCUACUGUGCAAUUAUCCCAAAGGACUACGAAUUCACGGUGGAAUUAGUCUUGCUAUGGAUUGCUGAAGGUUUAAUUGAGCAACCAAAAGGUGGAGACCGAAUGGAAGAUUUAGGCCUCGAGUAUUUUCACGAAUUGGUGUCAAGAUCAUUUUUUCAACCGUCAAGUGGUGACGAAUCGCAAUUCAUAAUGCAUGACCUCAUCAAUGAUUUGGCUCAAGAUGUUGCAGGGGACAAAUGUUUUAGGCUGGAAAAUAAUUUAGAGGGUGGCAAGAUUUCGGACAAAGCGCGUCAUGCAUCUUAUGUUCCUAGCCGUUAUGAUGGAAUCAAAAAAUUUAAAGCUUUCGAUGAUGCUAAAUGCUUACGAACGUUCUUAGAAUUUUUGCCACAACAACAAUUUCACCGUGUAACGAGGUACUUGAUACAUGAUUUGUUGCCAAAGUUAAAAUGCUUACGUGAGGUGCGUUUGUGUAGUAUUGGUAUAAUUGAACUACCAGAUUCCAUUGGAGAUCUAAAGCAUUUGCGGUAUCUUGAUGUAUCCGGUUCUGGGAUUAGAAGGUUACCUGACACAGUGGCAACUCUUUACAAUUUACAAGUCUUGUUUUUGACAUUUUGUCAUCAACUUCAGAAGUUGCCUCUAAACAUGGGGAGGCUGGUGAACUUGCGCCAUUUUGACAUGACUGGCGUGCAUAUUCCAUCAUCAGAAGAGAUGUCACUACAUAUAGGUAAAUUAAUUAAUCUCCAAACAUUGUCAAAUUUUAUGGUGGGUAAAGAUUGUGGACGUAAAAUAGGAGAGUUGAAAAACCUGUCACACAUUCAAGGGGCAAUACACAUAUCAAGACUAGAGAAUGUCAGUGGUGUUAAGGAUGCAAGGGAUGCCAAUUUAAUGUCUAAGGAGAAGUUAAAAGAGUUAUCACUAGAAUGGGAUGAAUCUCAUUGUUCACAGAAUGACAUAGUUGAGAGGAAUGUGCUUGACGUGAUGAGACCUUUCAAAUUGUUGGAGCGACUCACCAUCAGUGGGUAUUGCAGUACAAAAUUUCCAAACUGGGUUGGAGAUGUUUCAUUCUCCAAAAUGGAGUCCAUGCAAUUGAAAGGUAGCAAAUGUUGCACAUCUUUGCCACCACUUGGACAACUACCCUUGCUUAAAGACCUUUACAUUGAAGGAAUGAGUGCAAUAAAGCACCUGGGUUGUGAGUUCUAUGGGCAGCAGUGUGGUGCCAAACCUUUCCGAUCUCUAGAGAGACUGAGGUUUGAGUUUAUGCCAGAAUGGGAGGAUUGGUCUGCUUUUGAAACAGAAGGAGUUCAGCCAUUCGGUCAUCUCAGCGAGCUUACCAUCAUAAAUUGUCCCAAACUUGUUGGAAGAUUACCAAAUGAUCUUCCUUGUCUGAACUCUCUCAAAAUUGAUGGUUGUCCGCAGUUGUUGAUUGAUGUUUCGAGCCUCAUUCACCCAUCACUUGCGUCCUUGUCAAUGAAUAAUGUUAUGCUCCCAAGCCUUCCAUCACUCUUAGGGACGAAGAACACGAUUGAACUUGGUUCCCUCACCUUGGAUAUAAGACAUGUUACAGUUCCCGACUCCCUCUGCGAUCCAAGCACAUCUGAUGAAGAGUUACUGGCUAAUGAAAUGUCUAAGCAUUUGCCUUCAAUAACUACUUUGAGCAUUUCUCAUGUUGAAAAACUGGCAUUCCUACCGGCAUGGUUUACUCGUGAUUUGACAAGACUCAAGAACUUGGACAUUCAUAACUGCCAAGAACUCAUAACAUUGUGGCAGAAUAAGAUGAGAAUACAAAUAUGUCUCCCUUCCCUCUGCCAUUUGAAGAUUUCUCAUUGCCCCAAACUAGUUUGCUUGUUUGAAGAAGAGCAAGAAAAAGGAGAAGAAGGUUCGAAAAAGCAGCAACAUGAGGGGCUGCCUUGCAUGAAGAGACUCGAGAACUUGGACAUUCAUAACUGCCACGAACUCGUAACAUUGUGGCGGAAUAAGACAAGAAUACAAGUAUGUCUCCCUUCCCUCAGCCAUUUGAAGAUUUAUGAUUGCCCCAAACUGGUUUGCUUGUUUGAAGAAGAGCAAGAAAAAGGAGGAGAAGGUUCGAAAAAGCAACAACAUGAGGGGCUGCCUUGCAUGACGAGACUCGAGUAUUUAACAAUUGAAACAUGUGGAAUGCUGAAGAAACUGCCACAAGAUAUGCACACAUACACAUCUCUUGGGGUGCUUAGAAUUGACCGUUGUAAAAGUCUGAUCUCUUUUCCAAUGAAAGGUUUGCCAUCUAUGCUGAGACAACUUAGUGUUUCACAGUGUGGUGCUUUGCAGUCCCUACCCGAGUUGAUGACACUUAAUAAUCUGCAAGAGUUGCUGGUUUCUGGAUGUGCAUCACUCAGAUAUUUAUUGUCAAGAGGUGGGCUACCAUCCACACUAAAACAACUUAAUAUUUUCUGGUGUGACAAUCUGGAGUCACUUUUUGCAGAAGAAGGGAUCAAAAUUGAUUGUCCAUCUCUUGAAACUAUUUGUGUUGAAUUUUGUGGGAGUCUCAAAUCUUUACCGGAAGCCAAUAAUCUCAGGAAUCUCAGAGAAUUGCUGAUAAAAAGGUGUAGUAAUCUGGAGCCCCUGUCACUUGGUGGUCGUGAUGAGAAUAACAACAUCAACCAACUCACUUCGCUUCAAAAGCUGUGUUUAUAUAUGCAGAGUAGGAAUGGUCUCCUACUUUGUCAAGAAAGGGAGUUUCCCCACCAACAUCACUUCACUUGAAAUCGGGGAUUUCGCCGGUCAACUUCCAGUUCCGCCUCCAUCUCCAUUAGAGUGGGGUUUGCACAAACUCUCUUCUCUUACAACACUCCAACUUCAAGGCCAAGCUUGGGUGUCCUUUCCAGAAGAAGGGAUGUUCCUGCCCACCUCUCUUAUCAAUUUGACCAUCAACGACUUCCCAAAUCUGGAAAGAUUCUCUUAUGAGGAGUUUCAAAACCUCGCCUCUCUCCAAACACUUCAAAUCUAUGGUUGCCCUAGGCUCGCUUCCUUUCCAAAGGAAGGGUUGCCUCCCUCUCUUUUGCAUCUAACGGUCUAUACCUGCCCUGAGCUUGCGACCUUUCCAAAGGAAGGGUUGCCUCCCUCUCUUUUGCAUCUAACGGUCUAUACCUGCCCUGAGCUUGCGACCUUUCCAGAACAAGGCUUCCCUCCCUCGCUUUUGUCACUGUGGAUCACGGGAUGUAAUCCAAUACUGAAACAGAAGUGUGAAAAGGGAAAGGAAUAUUGGCCCAUCAUCCAACACAUUCCCAGAGUAGAUAUAUAUUAAGUAGCCCACUGCAAGGUGUGAUGGAAAAAUUGCCCUAUUCAUUAUUACCGCCACUAGCAAUCUUUACACAUUUCUACAAGGGCUUUGUUGUUGUUGUUGAAACAAACUUUAGGAUGUACGCAUGCUCAUCAUCUAAACUGCAUUGCGAGUUUUUGCGCCUGUUCUCAAGGUAGCUUUUGAGGAUGCUAGAGACUGUGCACAAGAAUAUGGAGGUUUGUUAUGGGAAGACUAAAAAAAAAUAGUAGUACAGGCUGAAAUAUCCAUGCACAUCUGAGAAUUCCCUUGUCAUCAAAGGCAAUAGAUUCUGUGUGCAAUCUGCAAGAAAGGAUUUAAAAGGAUUUGAAUGUCUGGUCUGUGAUGAUUUGGAAAGUUAGAUGGAUUCCAUGUUGAUGCUAAAGUUUGCUCUCUUGUUGAUGAAAGCACUAGUGUCUGGAAUGGAAUGAAGCUCUCAUUAGAUAAUGUUUUUUUGUAUUUUGAAGCUGAGUUGAUAUGUAAAAUCGCUUUUUGCCCAA
Molecule: messenger RNA, 5667 nt
Organism: Camellia sinensis
Lineage: Eukaryota; Viridiplantae; Streptophyta; Magnoliopsida; Ericales; Theaceae
Source: RefSeq, a predicted model, not a curated record